UCAACCUAGUUCACAGGAAGGGCAGAACCAAAGUCUGCCCCCAUCCAGGCUGUGGCAAAAAGUUUUACCUGUCCAACCACCUGCAUCGUCACAUGAUCAUCCACUCAGGGGUGAGGGAUUUCAUCUGUGAGACGUGUGGGAAAUCGUUCAAGAGGAAGAAUCAUCUGGAGGUUCACAGACGGACGCACACGGGAGAAACGCCGCUGCAGUGUGAAAUCUGCGGCUACCAGUGUCGCCAGCGGGCGUCGCUGAACUGGCACAUGAAGAAACACACGUCUGAGGCGCACUACAACUUCACCUGCGACUUCUGCGACAAACGCUUCGAGAAGCUGGACAGCGUCAAGUUCCACAAGCUGAAGAGUCACCCGGACAAGCAGACCACCUGAGGCUCACUGCAGAGCUGACGAAGACACCGACGAAAGGCUUCCAGUAGAGGGAGCUGUUGUUGUUUCAUCACCUCCAGGAAGUCAAGGAUUGACCUGGAGAAACGCCAAAUAAUGUCUCAUCGACACGACCUGCCACAAACCUCCGCUCUUUUUUUUUUUUUUGUUUUUCUUGACGUCAUUCAGAUCGGAGCGUCUGUUGUGUGGGCCCGAGGGCGGAGUUCUACGUCCGUCCCGGUGGUUCUGACUCACCCCGG
This is a messenger RNA of Cynoglossus semilaevis (tongue sole), 640 nucleotides long. Its product is annotated as zinc finger protein 653-like. The transcript is spliced from 4 exons. The coding region runs from base 93 to 386 and encodes 97 amino acids. The record is from RefSeq and is a predicted model, not a curated record. Lineage: Eukaryota; Metazoa; Chordata; Actinopteri; Pleuronectiformes; Cynoglossidae.